UUUAUUUAUCCCUCGCCCCCAUUUCUGUUCAAAUUUCCAUAUUCGCAGCUUAUAGAACUUACCUCCUCCUCCUCCUCCUCCUCCUUUUUCUGCCUUAGAGGUCCUUGUGGCCUAUUUUACGAUAUAUCAGUCGCCUAUACCCGGAACAAUUUCCAUCACGAUCGGCAGCCGUGCAGCGGUGAUCAUGCGCGGAGCCUCAUUCCUGUCGCUAGCUGCCGUGGCUCUGCCAUGUGCCAAUGCCAUUACCCUACACAAGCGGGACGAUCCUGCCGUUUUCGGACUUGCGAUCGCCCGCAGUGAACGAUCCCAAGCACUACAAAAACGCGAUUCCAAAGUUGCCAGCACGGCUCUAUACAAUGUGCAAAACAUGUAUUAUAUGGUGAACAUCACCGUCGGCACCCCGGCCCAAAAUGUCUCUCUGAGUCUCGAUACUGGCAGCAGCGACAUCUGGGUCAACGUCCCAAACUCUACUUACUGUGCGGCUGAUGAUGAUCCCUGCACCUCGACCGGCGUGUUCAACCUGAAAGACUCCUCCACCUUCAAAAUACUAGAUUAUGAUAUGAACGCCACCUAUGUCGAUUCCUUUUUGGCUGCAGGCCCCUACGCCACCGACACGCUGACUAUUGGAGGUGCGACGGUGAAAAAUAUGGAGUUCGCAUUGGCCGAGGAAAGCAAAAAUCCCCAUGGUAUUCUAGGAAUAGGUUAUUCGGCUGCUACUGAUGCCGCCGCGAACCUUGGCAAGAAAUACGAUAACCUCCCCGAAGCACUCGUCAAAAGCGGUGCUAUCAAGUCGGCUGCCUAUAGUCUGUGGUUGAACAAAUACGAUGGCACUGGAAACCUUCUCUUUGGAGGUGUCAACAAAGCACAAUAUCAAGGCGAGCUACAAACCGUGCCCGUCUUGCCCGUCUAUGGUCAGUAUAGUUCCCUGGCCAUCGCCUUGACAGAUAUCUCUGUGAAGGGCUCCGAGGGCUCCAAGAGUUAUACAACGGGACUUCCCUUGGCCGUCAGCUUGGAUAACGGAAGUCCUAUGAUUGCACUGCCAAAGGAAAUUCUGGAUCCCAUCUUCAAGGAAGUUGAUGCCGGAUACUCCUCGAGCGCCGCUGCCGCCUAUAUUCCCUGUGAUCAGGCCAACGCCGAUUACAAUGUGACCUUUAGCUUCUCGGGCGCCACCGUCACUAUUCCCCUCAGUGAACUGGUGUUCGAAGGUUACACCGAGACCGGAUUCCCCGACAACGCCUGCAUCUUUGGAUUGACAUACAGUGAACCCGGAGUGAAUCUGAUGGGCGACCCAUUCUUGCGUGGCGCCUAUGUGGUUUACGAUCUCGCCAAUAACGAGAUUUCGCUCGCAAACGCCAACUACGAUGGCGGCAAGGAUGACAUCCUAGAGAUUGGCACAGGUACGGCUGCCGUCCCGGGUGCGACACUUAUGCCCUCUGCUGUCACUUCAGCGACGGGUAACGGAGCUGCUGCAACUGGCACAGGCUCGGGCUCCUCGGGAUCAGGGUCUCAAGGAACCACUAUUUAUAUCACCGGUUCGGUGACUGCAACGGCCAAGAGUGGUGGUGCUACUAGCACCUCCUCUAAGGGCCUGGCAGCGUUGCCCACCGGCAGCCCUAAUCUGCUGCCGGGUAUCUUGGGCGCUGGCCUGCUACUGGCUUUGUAGCUUAGGCGAUUAGCUAGUAAGUUAGUGUCAUAUAUUACGUGAUCAAAGUACUUUUGUAUCCAUCUCUAUACCCCGCUAAAGAUCAAAAGGAACACAUUUCAUCCCAUUGAUGCCUUGCCCGCCGAGAUUACUGCUCAUUGUGCUUCCACAUGUUGAUAUAUUGAUAAACGGAGUCGAAAGGAGAGGUCAUGCUGCACAUCAGGCGAAUGAUCCAAUUGGCGUAUAUUUUGAGAACAUGAGCUGCUACAUCUGGAUUCUACAACGCGAGGUCGGAUCGCUUCCAUUUUUUCUUAGUGUACAAAUGUUCUUAGUGAAUUACAUGAGAUGACGCUGAACGGUCGUUGGCCAAGGGUUAUGACGAACUAAUUUGGACUUUUACAUUACAAAGCAUUACUUGACAUGAUUAAGCUAUUCGUCACAUACUGUAUCAUCGUUGCGGG
Molecule: messenger RNA, 2103 nt
Organism: Penicillium brasilianum
Lineage: Eukaryota; Fungi; Ascomycota; Eurotiomycetes; Eurotiales; Aspergillaceae
Source: the annotation of a GenBank genome assembly